UCUUAUAUUAUAUAUAAACAUUAAGCAUGCCUAGAUCAACAGAUCCUCUUGUUAUAGGAGGUGUAAUAGGUGAUGUUUUGGAGCCAUUUACAAGUUCUGUUUCUCUCAGGAUACUUUACAACAAUUCCUUUCAAGUUAUCAACUGUUGUGAGCUCAAACCCUCACAAGUACUAAACCAACCAAGAGUUGAAAUUGGUGGAGAUGAUUUCAGAACCCUUUACUCUCUGGUGAUGGUGGAUCCUGAUGCACCUAGUCCAGGAAAUCCAAAUCAGAGGGAAUAUCUGCACUGGUUAGUAGCCAAUAUUCCAGGAACUACAGGAACAAACUUCGGCGAAGAGGUUGUCGGGUACGAAGGUCCACGACCAGUGAUGGGGAUUCAUCGUAUUGUUUUCAUACUGUUUCGUCAACCUAGCAGACAAACUGUGUACGCUCCAGGAUGGCGACAAAAUUUCAACACCAGAGAUUUUAGUGAGCUUUAUAAUCUUGGAUCACCAGUUGCAGCAGCCUACUUCAACUGCAAACGACAACUUGAUUCUACUCGAAGGAGAUAA
This is a messenger RNA of Vigna radiata var. radiata (mung bean), 551 nucleotides long. Its product is annotated as protein HEADING DATE 3A. Bases 27 to 551 code for a protein of 174 amino acids. NCBI's taxonomy places the organism in Eukaryota, Viridiplantae, Streptophyta, Magnoliopsida, Fabales, Fabaceae. The transcript has 4 exons. The record is from RefSeq and is a predicted model, not a curated record.